This is a messenger RNA of Symbiodinium pilosum, 1844 nucleotides long. The record is from the annotation of a GenBank genome assembly. NCBI's taxonomy places the organism in Eukaryota, Dinophyceae, Suessiales, Symbiodiniaceae.
GCAAUUCAGACGCCGCAGCUCCCUUGCUAUUCCCGAUGUACACGGUGCCCGUGGAGGCCGUGUUACAGAUGACAGUGAACGAGCCCCACGAAGUGCUGAAGGCCAAAGGCGUGGCUAUAGAAUUCAAGGAGGGUAUGGGAAAUGCUGCGUUCGUAUCACAUCAAUGGGUGGGCGACAAUCAUCCAGAUCCUGAGUUCAAGCAACUGCGAGUGCUUCAAGAUGCGCUGACACACUUAUUGUCCGGCUCCCAGCAUGUCCCCUUGGACAUGUUCACCGAACUCUAUGUGCCAAGCACGAAGCGCCUGCGAUCGCUGGAGCUGCGAUCCUCACCCCUCUUUAUUUGGUUCGAUUACUUUUCAUGCCCGCAGCUGUUGGGCCAAGGUGCUGUGCAACCUGACGACGGUGACCUUUCCCGGGCAACCAUCAGCCUCACAGCAUCUUUCUGCAACCAACCUGACGAAAGUGACCUUUCCAAGGCCUAUGUUGCCAAGUGCCGCUUCUUCUUUGCCCUCUGCCCAGUGGUGCCACAAGUUAGCCUGGGUUCCGUAUUCACGCCGAUGACGUGGGCAGCGCGGGGAUGGUGCAGGGUUGAGAGAGUUUGCCGCGAGCUGUCGAAAGAUCACACCUGGGUCAUUAUAAAGAGUGGCACGGAGAUGGAGCUUAUCUCGUCCACCGUAUCCUUCCCAGGAGGGUCAGCAGGCGAGGGGCUAUUCACUGUGGAGGAGGAUCGCAACAAACUUGCUCCAGUCCUCCAGGGUGUGCUCAUGCGCAAGAUGAAGCUUCUGCUAAGGGCUGAGGAUUUAGUCGCCUUCCGGAUACUUCACAACAUGCAAAGUGUACACCUACGAGGCUUCCCUGCGGCAACGAUGGUGCGUGACCUCAUUCCUGGCUUUGAGUCGGACACGUUGCCGGAGAUGGACUCUCCACGCCAAGCGGUGGAUCGAUUCCUGCAUCAGAAUGGUUUGGCAAAUGUUCACCGACCGGAUCGCGCCGGUUGGUGUCCUUUGCACUAUGCGGCCUUAGGCGGAGACCCAGUCUUGAUUCGCGGCUUGCUUCAGCAGCGGGUGGACGUAAACUGUUGGACCCGGAAGGAGCAGCCGUUGGUUGGGGCCCACACGGGCAUGACAGCACUGCAGAUCUGCAGUUUCUUCAAGCAUCACGAGGCGAUGCGCUUGCUUAUCUCCGCCCGUUCUGAUUUGAUCUGCGGCGUUCUAGCAGAGGAGGUCGUUACUGCAGCAGCUAUUGCAAACGAUCCUGAAGGUGUUCGCAUCCUGUGUGAAGCACGUUGUGAUCCAUCGAGACGCAGUAGGCUGAACUUAUGCGCAUUUGAUUCGGCUGCGGCCUCUGGAGCUAGCGCUGCUUUGGAGGAGCUCUUGCUUCAAGGCAAGCCCAUUCUGCACAAGCACGACUUUUCCAACACACUCCACUGGGCCACUACUUUUCGGGGUGGCAGCGCAGAGGUCGUGAAAAGGCUUCUGGAUUGCCGAGCUGACGUGAACUAUGUGAAUAUCAGCGCAGACAUCCUGAUACUCAAGCUCAUUAUUGCUGUGAAGAGCCUACAGCAUAGAUUUGGAAGGGCCACCGUGUUCACGCGGUGGAUAUACCAUCUCCAGAAGCAGACACCUCUGAUGGCAGCAAUACUGUCAGGACAGUAUGAGGGUGCGGCUGCUCUGAUCGCAUGUGGGGCAGACCUAAACCUUCAGAACGCUCGCCGUUGGAGGGCGUCAGAUUUCGCAGAAGAGCAGUCCGUGCCAGACUUUUUGAAGCAAGCUUUUCAGGGAGAAGUUGAAGGCUGCGAGACAGUUUACAGGUUGGCAAUUGCCAACGCAUACGUUGAGCUGUAA